UAUAGAAUUUAGGAGUUAUGGCUGAGUGGUCAUUUGGGUCAUCCCAAAGAAAGAAAGCUGAGAAGAAUAUAGCUUAUCCUGGUCCAGGGUCCUAUAAUCCUAAUCUCAGGCACCAGGAGAAGAAGCCUUCCUGGAGUAUGGGCAAGCCUCCUAAUUAUAGGCUGAGUAAGGGAGCAUACCAGUUUUCACCUGCUCCAACUUCUUAUAAUGUUACGAGUAUGCCAAUGAAGACCAAGUAUCUGGAUGGGUCUGGAAGCACCAUCCGUCGCUCUUCAAAGUCCCCUGAGAAGGUUGAUAGCAGCUUUGAGUAUGCCAUGAUGAACAGAAGGUCAGGGUACGGCCAGCUUGAUAGCCCUUUAAGGUUCUCUGAGACUUUGAAUACCUUUAGAUUUAAAGAAUCUGGCCCAUAUUUUGGUACAUCUGAUCGCAAGCCGCUUGAUAUUAGAGAGAAAUUGGAGUUUCCAGGCCCAGGAACUUAUAAAAUCAAGGAUCAAUUAACUCACCCAAAGUGAAGAGAUGUAAAUUUCGGAGUUGGAAAUAGAAAUUCUAAGUUCCUCAAAUCUGGCGGCUUAAGUCCCGGUCCCGCAGAGUAUAAAAUCAAGCCUUUAGUAGGAAAAGAGCUUAUUAGAGCUAAAGCUGAUGAAGAGACUGGUGAUAAGCUCAGGUCAACCUUUACUAAGAGGACAAACUCGGUCUUUGCAAUGUCUGGGAAAAAGAAUAUAAUCACUUAGCAAAUCUGGGAUUUCAAUAUUGUCG
Molecule: messenger RNA, 756 nt
Organism: Moneuplotes crassus
Lineage: Eukaryota; Ciliophora; Spirotrichea; Euplotida; Euplotidae
Source: the annotation of a GenBank genome assembly